Alligator sinensis (Chinese alligator) is the source of this 1140-nucleotide messenger RNA. RefSeq names its product IQ motif and SEC7 domain-containing protein 1-like. The record is from RefSeq and is a predicted model, not a curated record. The transcript is spliced from 3 exons. Lineage: Eukaryota; Metazoa; Chordata; Crocodylia; Alligatoridae. The coding region runs from base 741 to 1133 and encodes 130 amino acids.
AGACCUAACUGGCAAAGUGUGUUGGGAAUAAGAUAAGCAUAAUUUAUUUUGUGAGUGGGGAGGGUCCACACUUUUGCUUGUCAUUUUUUUUUCCUGUCAUAAGGAAGCCCACAUUUUUCAUAGGUGCUGGCAGACAAUGGAGCAGAUGUGAUUCACACCAGAGGAGCUGACUAAAAGAGUUAUUCGCUGCUUGCUUAGGAAACUGAGGAGUUGCCAUGUGAUGAGAUCUUAGUAGUACUGUGAUUAUAGGGUGCUUAUACUCUGAUCUGACUGAGAUAAUUGCUUGCAGUUUCCUAAAGGUUGUGAGUUUCAAGGAUGCUUUCCACGGGCCAUUCACAAAUUCUAACUGGAAUGUGUGUUAGUUGUUUGUACAGAGGGCUUUCAGAAUGGCCUAAAAUAGAAAAGAGAAGUGGGAUUUCUGUGUAAUAACAGCUAUCUUGUUAUGUUGAGACUUUUGGAAAGAUAAGCUGAAAACAGGAUCAAAGAGCACAGUCAACGAAUUUCUACCCUUUGUGCCGCUGGCUCUUUGUAUUAAAGUAGUGUACUGUAACUGUGCAGGUGCAGUAUCAUGUGGAUGGGUAGCUGCAUAUAGAGGUAGCAAUUAGAAACACUUAUGCUGCAGCAAUAAGGAGAGGAACAUAUUGGACUGGAUUUGAAUUGGUCAAAUCGCAAUAAAAAGAAGUACAGUAUUGUUAAAAUUGCACUGCAGACUACAGUUGCUGCAGCAGAACAGUUUGAAAAUGCUGAAAUUAAAGGCUUUCUGCUUGGAUUAUUGGCAGUUUUUAUGUCUUCAGCCUCUUCACGGUUUUUAUAAAAGUGUUGAGGGUGAGGCUCCAAGUAGUGAAACUGGCACAUCUUUGGAUAGCCCAUCUACCUACCAUCAAGGACCUAUAACACAUAGUUCAGCUAUAAGCCCAGACCAUUACGACCACUCUGCUUACGGGCUGUAUUCUGUCUCCCCUGGGCAACAAAGAUCCCGGAGACCUAAGCUUCAGCAUUCAACAUCCAUACUGCGAAAACAAGCAGAGGAAGAAGCUAUUAAAAGAUCAAGAUCACUUUCUGAAAGCUAUGAACUAUCUUCAGACCUACAGGAUAAGCAGGAAGAGCACACACCAACUGCUGCAGCUUCCUGAGCCUGAC